GUCAAAAUGUUCUUUAAAUUUUUGAUGGAUUAUUUUUCAUUGAAAACUCCGUCAAAUCAUGGUAUCGGGCUCACUUGAUUCUAACCAAUGAAAAUAUAAAUGUACCUCCUUCAUUGAUAAAAAGAGGAUGUGCAAAAAACUAAUAUAUACAUUUCACUAUUCUGAGAUAUCAUUUUGAAAAAUUCGUAUCAAUAUACAAACAGAUAUAAUCCGUGCAUUGAAAAUUCUUCUUAUCAAAAAAAAAAAAAAUACUUGACUAAACAUGCGUUAUCAAUUUUUUAAAAAGUAAAUAAAAAUCUACGAUUAGUAUUUAUACAUCUCAAAAAAAAAUUAUUUCAUUCGUUUCAGACUAUUGAAGCCUGCCAUGAUGAAAUCUCUUUUAUUUCUGUUGUUCUGCAGUGCUAUAUUUUCCGCUUCUUUGGGAAUCAGACAUGUCUCAAAUGAAAAAAGGUUAAUUCAAGACAACCUAGGAAACCCAAUUGAUGACUUAUGGAGAAGAGCUUUGGAAUUUAUCAGAGCACUUUUAAAGAAAUAUGAACCAUUCCAUGUUCCUGACAUGCCAGUACAAACCGUUACUGGUGAUGACAUAAGUUUAACAGCCAAAUUCGACAAUGUUAUGAUAUCCCAGGCAGAGAAUUUUACAAUUGAUAAAAUAGAAAAUAACAUCUUUGGAUUAUGGGCGAAAUUCCAAGUCACCGAACCAACGAUGCUUCUUCAAGGUGAUUACAGUGUAACAGGAUCCGUAAAAGGCAAAAAUGUCAAUGGAAAAGGAGAAUUUUGGAUAACUGUUGGCUCAUUGGUGACUAGUGGAUACAUAAAAGUUACUUUCAAAGGAACAUAUUUGGAAAUGACUAAUUUUGAUUUAGAUUAUUCAAUGAAAUCGUUAAAUUUCAAAGAAUCUGGCUUGGAAAUAGAAGGAAUGACAGAAGAAGAGAUUGAAGAAUUAUUCCAAACUUCGGCCUUCAAAUACUUCACAGAAAACGAGAAAUACGUAUGCAGUCAAAUCAGUGCUUAUGUCAUAGAACAAGCUAACAAGAUUAUGUACGGUAAAUCGCUACAAGCUCUGUUGGAUUGGUUGAAGGAUUUCAUUGAUGGAAAAAUAGUUCCCACACCGGGAACAAACUCUCUUUAUUAAUUUGAGAGUGGAUGUUCAAUUAUUU
Molecule: messenger RNA, 1160 nt
Organism: Nezara viridula (southern green stink bug)
Lineage: Eukaryota; Metazoa; Arthropoda; Insecta; Hemiptera; Pentatomidae
Source: the annotation of a GenBank genome assembly